GAGGAGUGAGUUAGUUGCUCCUCCCGGGACUGUCAGCCGCCAAGUUCCACUCCAUCGAAAGCUCUCGCUCCAACCCUCACACGAGUCUCUAAUGUUACGCUUGGUUCAAAAUCUUCUGCGGAGAAGCGCACCGAAACUCCCUCCUGCACCCUCCAACUCCUCAUUCGAUUCUGUUACAAAUUUUCCCCCCCAAAACACUUUCUCCAACCAUCCUCAUUCGCAGCAGCAAAACUGGUUGCGGCGCCAUUUCUCGACUUCGACGGCUUCGAGCCCUAGCCUCUCGAUAUGGCGGCGAAAGAAGGAGAUGAGCAAGGAAGGUUUGAUCGUCGCCAAGGAGCUCAAGCGGCUCCAAUCGGACUCAUUUCGACUCGACCGCUUCAUACGCUCCCAUGUCUCUCGGUUGCUCAAGUCCGAUCUCGUCUCUGUUCUCGUCGAGUUUCAGAGGCAGAACGAGGUCUUUCUAUCUAUGAAGCUGUAUGAUGAGGUGCGUAAAGAGAUUUGGUAUCGGCCAGACAUGUUCUUUUACCGAGACAUGCUGAUGAUGCUUGCAAGAAACAAAAAGGUGGAUGAAGCAAAGCAGGUUUGGCAAGAUUUAAAGAGUGAAAACGUUCUGUUUGAUCAGCAUACAUAUGGGGACAUUGUUAGAGUGUUUCUUGACAAUGGACUGCCUUCGGAGGCCAUGUACAUAUACAAUGAGAUGACAUCUUCCCCUGACCCCCCACUCUCUCUGCCAUUCCGAGUUAUUUUAAAGGGGCUUCUUCCAUACCCUGAUUUAAGAGAGAAAGUGAAAGAGGACUUCUCGAUGAUUUUUCCUGGUAUGAUCGUGUAUGACCUACCUGAAGACUUGUUUGAGAGUCAUGACAGAAGUACAGAUAGUGAAGAAGAUGAGUAAUAGAAAGCUCCAAUUGAAUGUUUGACGUGAGAGAGACUACUAUCAUAAUUAGAGUAGCAUCUGCAGUAGCCGCAGGCUAUUAGAUGCUUGUGGAGAUUUGAUCUUUGAGGACAAUUAUUCUUGUCCUUUGUCAUGUUUGCCUGCGGAAUAAUGAAAAUGCACUUUUGCCAAAGAUUAAUAUGGAAGCUUACUUUGUGUUCGUGCAUUCCAUGAGAGAAGAUUCUUCGUUCUUAAUAUUAGGUGUAUAUGUAUUCUGAAAAUGACAUCCCAAACCUCUAAUAGGACACAAUUUCUGUUUAGUUCUUUUUUUCCCUUUUGAUGUUUAAAAUCUUGACGACGUGGGAACCUACUUGGAAUUGAUAGAUUCAUUCUUGGAUGGGGGAUCGAUUCAGGUAUGCAUAGUUUGUUUGUUUAUUAUAUGUAUUUUGUAAGUUAAAGAAAAUCAUAGAUGUAAAAUUCAUGAAAAGUAAGGACAUGUUUGCUAUGCUUUCUGAAAAAGCAGUUUAUUGAAGAAUGGGUAUAUAAACGUUUGGUA
Molecule: messenger RNA, 1427 nt
Organism: Humulus lupulus (European hop)
Lineage: Eukaryota; Viridiplantae; Streptophyta; Magnoliopsida; Rosales; Cannabaceae
Product: pentatricopeptide repeat-containing protein At1g62350
Exons: 2
Coding region: 92-892 (266 amino acids)
Molecular function (GO): protein binding
Source: RefSeq, a predicted model, not a curated record